Messenger RNA from Trachemys scripta elegans, 1181 nucleotides. It is a transcript of the gene TEX36, whose product is annotated as testis expressed 36. The transcript has 4 exons. NCBI's taxonomy places the organism in Eukaryota, Metazoa, Chordata, Testudines, Emydidae. The coding region runs from base 41 to 535 and encodes 164 amino acids. The record is from RefSeq and is a predicted model, not a curated record.
GCCCCGCAGCGCGGCAGCAGGUGGCGGCCCGGGCCCAGCGAUGCCCAAAGGCAGGUUGGCCAACCCCAGCACCGAGCGGGACGGCGCUUGGUUCCCGCACCUUGGAAUAUUCCAUAGUCAACCGGAAUCAAUCACAGACUGUAUGCUAAAACAGGUACAAAAUCCAGAAGAGGUUCAAUAUAUUGAGAAGAGAUUGCCACUAGUAUACAAAAUUCGGGAGCAGAAAGCAGUAAAAAAUCACUUUCCAUUUUCAACCCAUGACAACAGGCAUUGUUUACAGAAUGUGGGAGAAUACUUUGAUUUUAGCCUAGGACGAAAGAAGGUUGAACCAGAAAGAAGGCAACAGAAUUCACAAAACUUCUGUCUGUGGGCACAUGAGUACAUUCCUAACAGUCAUGAUGGUUUUACCAUUUAUCAAACAUCAUUCAUAGGUGAUCAAGAUACCAAGCGUCCUUUUUGUAGACGAUAUCCAAAACAGCACUUAGAAAGGUGCUAUAUUUAUAAAUCUAUUCCUGAGAAUGAAAAACACAUGUAAUCAAACCACCAUGUUAAUUGCAGGACUCCUUAUUUAGUAUUAAUUAUUUAGUAUUAUUUACUCCUUAUUUAUCAAUAUCCUUUCUUUGGGUCUGAACCACUCUUACUCAUCAAACACAUGAUGGAAUAAAUAAAUAAAUAAAUCUGUGUAAAAUGGAUACUGCAGUACAUGUUGCAAAUAUUUACAGUUGGCAGGUUCAUUGAAAUUAGCAAUUAUCUUGCUGUUUGCAUUCUUUAGCUUUACUGAAAACUAAAAUUACUAUGAAAACAUAAGUUACAAUAAAGCAAGUUGUAAUGAAUCACAACAACAUUGGGAGGUAAAAUAUAGUUGUCUUUGUAUAGUUAUAUUUUUAAAAAUAGCAAUAUUGGAAGAAGAGAGGCAGGCCCAGAUCCACAAGGGGACUUAUGUGUUGCUCUGAGCUCACCUACCAGAUUGGUCGAGAUAGGUGGAGGGAAGCCUAUCUUCACCUGGUUUGAGGAUCCUCUGGGGCUUAGGCAUGAGAUAGUCACCUGGAUGACUAGAGUGUAAGGCAUUGUGUGCAUGCCCAGUGGCAGAAACAUAGGCACCAAGGGAACUUUGACAGAAAAAAUUUAGGCACUGAGGGAUUUUAGGCACCUACUGGGUUAGGCAGCAGCCAAGCAGGAGU